Molecule: messenger RNA, 648 nt
Organism: Scomber japonicus (chub mackerel)
Lineage: Eukaryota; Metazoa; Chordata; Actinopteri; Scombriformes; Scombridae
Product: ribonuclease inhibitor-like
Exons: 5
Coding region: 112-648 (178 amino acids)
Molecular function (GO): protein binding
Source: RefSeq, a predicted model, not a curated record
UCCCAUCUGAGAGAGCUGGAUCUGAGCUCCAACAAGCUGUAUGAUUCAGGAGUGAAGCAGCUGUGUGGUUUUGUGGAGAGUCCAGACUGCAAACUGGAGACUCUGAGAUUGAUGCGCUGCAGUUUGUCAGAGAUCAGCUGUGAUUAUCUGGUCUCAGCUCUGAAGGACAACCCCUCCCAUCUGAGAGAGCUGGAUCUGAGUGACAACGACCUGAAGGAUUCAGGAGUGAAGCAGCUGUGUGGUUUUGUGGAGAGUCCAGACUGCAAACUGGAGACUCUGAGAUUGUGGAACUGCAGUUUGUCAGAGAUCAGCUGUGAUUAUCUGGUCUCAGCUCUGAAGGACAACCCCUCCCAUCUGAGAGAGCUGGAUCUGAGCUACAACAACCUGCAGGAUUCAGGAGUGGAGCAGCUGUGUGGUUUUGUGGAGAGUCCAGACUGCAAACUGGAGACUCUGGUAUUGAGGCGCUGCAGUUUGUCAAAGAUCAGCUGUGAUUAUCUGGCCUCAGCUCUGAAGGACAACCCCUCCCAUCUGAGAGAGCUGGAUCUGAGCUUCAACGACCUGCAGGAUUCAGACAUGAAGCAGCUGAUUGAUCUUCAGCAGAGUCCAGACUGCAGACUGGAGUAUCUGUUAUGGAAGCCGUGGCCAUGA